Molecule: messenger RNA, 2628 nt
Organism: Ornithorhynchus anatinus (platypus)
Lineage: Eukaryota; Metazoa; Chordata; Mammalia; Monotremata; Ornithorhynchidae
Gene: ADAP2
Product: ArfGAP with dual PH domains 2
Exons: 10
Coding region: 32-1162 (376 amino acids)
Biological process (GO): positive regulation of GTPase activity
Cellular component (GO): plasma membrane; intracellular membrane-bounded organelle
Molecular function (GO): GTPase activator activity; phosphatidylinositol bisphosphate binding
Source: RefSeq, a predicted model, not a curated record
GCGGGGCGGGAGCGGGAGCGGGAGCGGGGCCAUGGGGGACCGGGACCACAACAAGAAGCGCCUCCUCGACCUGGUGCAGGCGGCGGGCAGCGCCAACGGCCUCUGCGCCGACUGCGGGGCCCCCGAUCCCGACUGGGCCUCUUAUAAACUGGGAAUCUUCAUCUGCCUGAACUGUUCGGGGGUCCACCGCAACUUCCCCGAGAUCAGCAGAGUCAAAUCUGUUCGCUUGGACUACUGGGACAAUGACCUCGUAGAGUUUAUGACGCGAAAUGGAAAUAGCUGUUCCAAGAUGAAGUAUGAAGCGAAAGUUCCCACUUUUUAUUACGUCCCCCAGGCCGAGGACUGCAUGGUCUUAAAAGAACAGUGGAUCCGAGCUAAAUACGAGAGGCAGGAGUUCACGGCCGGCAGCCUCACGUGGACGGACUCAUCCUCAGGAACCCGGGAAGGACUCCUCUGGAAGAGAGGGAAAGAUAAUGGGCAGUUCCUGCAAAGGAGAUUUGUGCUGCUGAAAGGAGAGGGUGUGCUGAUGUACUACACCAAGGAAAAUGGUAAAGGCCCCAAAGCCUCCAUCCCCAUAGCGAACUUGAAUGCCAUGUUCCAGACACAGAAGAUAGGACACCCUCAUGGACUUCAGGUUACUUACAAGAAAGACGGUCACACCCGGAACUUGUUCGUGUACCAUGAGAGUGGAAAGGAGAUCGUCGACUGGUUCAAUGCUCUGCGGGCAGCCCGUUGGCAUUACUUAAAAGAAGCCUUUCCCCGGGUCCCGGAGUCUGAGCUCCUGCCCCUCAUCACGAGGAGUUACCUCAAAGAGGGCUACAUGGAGAAAACCGGACCCAAGCAGAGGGAACCUUUCAAGAAAAGGUGGUUUGCCCUGGAUUCACAGGAGAGAAAUCUGUUCUACUACAAGAAGCCACUGGAUGCAUAUGAGCAGGGCCAAGUGUUCCUCGGCAGCAAAGAGCAGGGCUAUGAUAUCCAAGACGACUUGCCCAAGGGAAUGAAGGGGAACAAGGGGAAAGUGGGCAUCACCAUCAUCACCCCAGAGAGACGAUUCGUGUUCACCUGCACCAAUGACAAGGAACAGAAGGAGUGGCUGGAGAAGCUUCAGGAGGUCCUUUCCCGCCCUCUGGGCCCUACAGACCAUCCACAGACCCCUGGCUGAGACUGCUCGGACUUUCCUAGCCCUGGGCUUGGGACCCGGCCCCUCGCUCCCCCCACCCGCCCUUAUCCCAACAGGAAGGCUUAGUCUCUUUCUCGUGAGAAAAAAUCUCAAAGAUGCUGCUCUGUUAGUGUAGUUGGGACAGCCGCCCACCAGACUGCUCCGGGGACCUUUCCCCCUACUCCGAGCCCACAGGAAAGGGAAGCUAUAUUUAGCUCGGCUCCUUGUCUCUUCCCCGCAGCCGCUUCCCCACCCAGACUCAAGGGCUGCCCUGUCUCCCCAGGGGAGGUCCCAUCCCAGGAGGGCAAGAGGACCCAGCGUGAUGGUUGCCCCCUCUCCCCACCCCCAGUUCCACAGAUCCUGGCAAGGUUCAGAUUUCAGGGCCAACCCCGCUGGAAUCAGUCCAUGCCAGGGCCAGCCGAUCGUCCAGUCUGGUCACUUCGGUCCCUUAUCGCAGCCGGCCUGACUUAUGGGCGGGGGAGGGUUUGUGGAGCCAUUCACAGGCACGACUACUGGGCACAGCUGGAAUUUAAUAGUCCUGGGGGGCAGGCAUGCUCUUCCUUAUGUUUGGAACAGAGGUGCAACCUCUUCACUCUGAAGAUAGGAGCAGGGAUUUUCUGGGGACGGGCUCCAAACAGCAAACAGGCCAGAAAAUCCCCACCCUGGGCCUCUCAGUCCUGACUGGAAACCCUCAGGUUGGGUCAGAGACCUGGCUAGAGGGAAACCGCAAGUUCAGAGGGUCAGCGACUGGAGAGACAGGAAUCACGUGUGACUGUCUAUGAUUCUUCUCUCUUUGGCUCUGAUUAGACUCCUUAAAGUCUGGGAGAAUGGCCGAAGAAAGCUGCCUGCUGUAACGUGGAAUUAAUGUCUCAUUCCCUCCCUAGCAGCCACCAGCUGGAUACAGCUGUGAGGCGGAUAUGCUUGGCAGUCACUGUUUCUAACUUGGGUCUCUCACCCCCCCUCCCCGCCCCCAAGUCUCUUCUCCCUGGGCAAGAGAUUCUCUGGCACUUCCUGGCCCUGUGCGAUUUUAUGGGUGUGAGCAGGGGCUGAGUUAGAGCGGGUUGGUGGCUCUGGCAUCUGAUGACUGGAACCGUAGCUUCCGGCCUCUCUCUUUCCUGCAACUGCCUAUUAACCCUCCUAGAAGCUUCAGGGCCCAGCAGCGGAAGGAAUUUCAUUUUAUCUGAAAUGGGCAAAUUACAGGGGAAGGGGUUCCUCCCCCUGGAAUGAUGAAAAAAAACCCCAAACUAUGGACUUCUUUUCUAUAGAAGACCAUGCUGUUCUAAGAAAAAGUCUGUCUCUUCAGUAAAUAAAUAAAUUCUUUAGAACUACAUUCCUCGACCUCUGCAGCUUCCUGGAAAAAAAAUCUCAGGAGACACAAAAUAUGUUGAGAAUUUCUCUCUGCUUGGUCAUUCCAUAUCCCCUCUGUUUAUGCUACAUAGUAAGUGCUUAAUAAACAUAGGACUAGUUAC